Cloeon dipterum is the source of this 1140-nucleotide messenger RNA. RefSeq names its product brachyurin-like. Gene Ontology annotation, molecular function: serine-type endopeptidase activity. The transcript has 6 exons. Gene Ontology annotation, biological process: proteolysis. The record is from RefSeq and is a predicted model, not a curated record. NCBI's taxonomy places the organism in Eukaryota, Metazoa, Arthropoda, Insecta, Ephemeroptera, Baetidae. Bases 239 to 1078 code for a protein of 279 amino acids.
GUUAUCAUCGAUCUGGCACACCGGCAGAAGUAUAGCUUGAGAAAUGAAAUCCUGAAUAAACAGGAUUGCGGCUGGAAUGAGUUACUGCAAACCUUAAUCCGAUUGGUGCAUAUCCUAUUCACGUAUCAAAAAUCGCCGAAUCAGGCGACUUAAAGAAGGACAAAUUUGGCUGCUUACGUGACUGUGGUGCUAUAUAAAAAAGGGUUUCGGGAGCAACUGAUUUACAUCUCAGAGCAUAAUGAAGGCUUUUGUUGCUUUGGUCUUUUUCAUCGCUGCCACUCAGGCGACUGACUGGCACAACGUACACCCACGCUAUUCUUUCAAACAAACUGCAAAUUCAGUUGGAAAGACCAACCGAAUAAUCGGGGGUGAGAUUGCUUCUGCAGGACAGUUUCCUUUCCAAGCGGGACUAGUUCUCGAUGGAUUUGCUUUUUGCGGUGGCUCAUUGAUUAAAGACGACGUCGUUUUGACGUCUGCCCGUUGCUGUAUCAACGUUGGCGUGUUUGAGGUGCAUCUCGGCGCCCAAAACAUCUACGACUUGUCUGAGCCAAACCAUGUUGUGCAUAUCACCUCGGAUAGAGCCAUCCACAUGUACUUCAACGAUUACACCUUAGAAAAUGAUAUCUGCGUCGUCCGCAUGCGCCAAUUUGUGACAGGUGAAGGUAUCGCUCCCGUCCGGCUGCCCUCGCGCUCCCAGGUUGCAGAAACGUUCGAUGGAGAACCAUCUGUGACCUCUGGCUGGGGAUUGUCUUACGACUUCGCUCCUAACCUAAGUGACGAGCUCAGGUUUGUCAAUGUGACUGUCAUGUCAAACUCUGAGUGCAGCACCUAUUUCGGACCUAACAUCGUGCCUUGUCAAAUGUGCAUCGACACCAAAUUCGGAUCCAGCGGAAUUUGCAGCGGUGAUUCCGGCGGUCCUCUGAUAAUAACUGAAGACGAUGGGAACGUGACGCAAGUUGCUCUGUCAAGCUUUUUCUCGUCAGCCGGCUGUGAAUCGGGAUCCCCUCAUGGAUUUACAAGACUCACCUGCUACUUGAGCUGGUUGGAAACCUAUGGUGGAGUCACAAUUAGACCUUGAAGUAUUUACAUUUAGGAAGUUCUCUCAGUAAAAAGUGUCAUUGUUAUAGUAAACUAGACAAU